CAAGUAAUAAUGUCGGGGCUGGGUCUUUGCUAGGGUUUAAUAGUGCGUUUGCAGCUGCCACUCUCUUUUUCUCCUUUCUUUUCACACAGCCGCAACUUCUUCUUUUUCUUCUUCUUCUUUCACACAAUUUUUUUGAUUUCCCGACAAUCACAAAGCCGUGUCCUUUCCCAUCCACGGAUUGUUGUAUCCUCUGGGUUUUGUAAAUGGAGGUUGCUACGAGCAGCACCGAUUUCGGGAUCCAAACGGAUCGUGAUCCGUCGAGCAGCAACGGAUCCUGCGCCGUUGCUUCUUCUACCGCUUCAGCCGUGUUCAGAAAGAUCGAGUUUCAUCCCGCUAGGAAACCCUUUAAUGGUUUCUCUAAUGGGCGUUCUGAUUUUAAGAUCGAGACUUUGAAUCCAUGCUCCGCUAACAAGCGACUGUUGUCUCCACCUUCCGCUAAGAAACCCGAAGCUUCCGAUUUGUUGGAAAAUGGGUUCGAUCCUGAGCUUACCUUUAGCAUUACCUUCCGCAAAAUUGGUGCGGGUUUGCAGAAUCUCGGGAACACAUGUUUUCUCAAUUCCGUAUUGCAAUGUCUCACAUACACUGAGCCUUUAGCUGCUACCCUGCAAACCGCUGCGCAUCAGAGAUAUUGUAAUGUUGCUGGAUUUUGUGCUUUAUGUGCGAUCCAAAAACAUGUCAGGACUGCCAGGCAAGCUACUGGCAGAAUAUUAGCACCAAAAGACUUGGUCUCAAACUUGAGAUGCAUAUCCCGAAACUUCAGAAAUUGUCGGCAGGAGGAUGCACAUGAGUACAUGAUCAAUUUGCUAGAAUGCAUGCACAAAUGUAGUCUUCCUUCUGGUGUACCUAGUGAAUCCUCUGAUGCUUACAGGAGAAGUUUGGUACACAAAAUUUUUGGUGGUAGCCUUCGAAGUCAGGUGAAAUGCGAGCAAUGUUCCCAUUGCUCCAACAAAUUUGAUCCAUUUCUUGACUUAAGUCUAGAUAUUUCCAAGGCAGAUUCGUUGCAGAGAGCACUUUUACGUUUCACUGCUGUUGAGCUAUUAGAUGAUGGUGCAAAGGUUUACCAAUGUGAAAGAUGCAAGCACAAAGUCAAGGCUAGAAAGCAGCUUACUGUUUCUAAAGCACCAUAUGUUUUAACCGUUCAUCUUAAGCGGUUUGAAGCACACAGAUCCGAAAAAAUUGAUAGGAAAGUCCAGUUUACCUCUGCAAUUGAUAUGAAACCUUUUGUUAGUGGUCCCCAUGAAGGCAAUCUGAAGUACACUCUGUAUGGUGUUUUAGUUCAUUAUGGUCGAAGCAUCCAUUCUGGUCACUACGCCUGCUUUGUUCGCACAUCAAGUGGCAUGUGGUAUUCCCUUGAUGACAAUAGGGUUGUCCAAGUUAGUGAGAAGGUCGUGUUUGAUCAGAAGGCAUAUAUGCUAUUCUAUGUUCGUGAUAGACAAAAUGUUGUUCCUAAGAAUGCAGUCCCCUUGGUUAAGAAAGAAAGCCUUGCCACAAACAGAGCAUCUUUGAUUGUGUCUUCUAACAUAAAAGAUCAAGUGGAUGGCCCAACAGUUAUCAAAGAAUGUGGUUUUGACGCUCUUGUUUCCAAUGGUUCAGUACCUUUGAAAUCAUGUGAUCUAAGUGCCCCUGCUGUCUUUGCUCAGAAAGAUCUAAACGCCAAAGGGACACAAAAAAAUCCUAUGAGUAAUGUGGAGGCAAAAGAGACCCUUAAGAUGGAAAAUGGUUCAGUACCCAGAAAAACAUGUGAUCCAGCUGCUCUCACGGUUUUAAUUCAGAAAGACUUAAAUACCAAAGCGACCUUCCAAAAGGAAGUGUCACUUCCGCAGGCUAAUGGGGCAGGAUCUUUGGUAAAGGAGGAUUCAAAGGCUCCAUGUCCAGUAUUACCAGGGAAGGUGUCUCCCCUCCUGGAUGUAAGCACAAAUGCCCAAAUUCUUGUGAACACGCCUUCUUCUGGAGCAAACUCUGAAAAUAGUGUUGAAGAGAAGAACUCUGUUAACAAUUCAAACGAGUCUGCUAAUACACUGAAGGUUGGAAAUGUGUCAUUUGGUAAUUCAUCUAUUGAAAAAGUUGUUCUUAUUGAUCAGACAAAGGGACAGCUCCCGGAAAAAUUGGCCAAUUCGAUUGAGUCGAUAAAGUCAACUUCUGAGAGGGAUACGCUCACCACACUCAGAAAGACUCGCAAGCGUAACAUGAAAACUCUGCCGGUGGGAUUAAAAUUUUUUAAUUUGGCCUUGGGCUUAAGGAAAACAAAGAAACAGAAAAGGGGAAGGUUAAGUGGUACCUUAGCUGUCAAGAUUAUCUCUAAAGAGCUCCAAUCCAAGAAAAAAGCAGCAGAUCAUGAGCAGUCCACUUCACAGUUAACUAGCGAAGUUGCUUCUGGUUCUACUUGCUUGGAAGGAAAGGAUUCAAGUGUUAGUUUCCAUAGUAAAAUGGUCACGAGUAGUAAUAGGAAUAUGUUGGUUGGCGACGAGUCUGAAGCAAGCCAAAACGCCAAAAGAAAGAGAGAGUCCUCAAUCUUGUUACAGAAAGAAGCUGUGAGCAUUCUCACGCGGGGUGUGCCAGAGACAGUGGUUGCCAAGUGGGAUGAGGAAUUUUCAGUUUCAAAGAAGAUGGGAUCAAAGAGGGAAGACACAAGCAUCGGUUAUGUAGCAGAUGAGUGGGAUGAAGAAUAUGACAGAGGGAAGAAAAAGAAGAUAAGGAUUAAAGAAGAGAGCUAUGGAGGGCCUAACCCGUUCCAGAUGCUUGCAUCUAAGAGAUUAAGAGAGACAAAGAAGAAAUGGACAGAACGCAUAACUACUGCAAAGACGGCCUUCAGGAUAUGAAUGACCAUAAUCGAUACAUAUAUGUAAUCCACAUGUUGAGUAAUGUUAACAACAGAGGAAAAGAGAGGCUAUAGGCAUUAGACAUCGCUUGUUAUCUCUUCAACUCUCAGUUUUGUUCCAUUUGUGAUGAACAAAGACAUAUCCCAUCACCUGUUUUUUGAGUGAGAUUAUCUACUUUUUCUUUCCUUCUUAAUU
Capsella rubella is the source of this 3014-nucleotide messenger RNA. RefSeq names its product ubiquitin carboxyl-terminal hydrolase 23. Bases 204 to 2819 code for a protein of 871 amino acids. The record is from RefSeq and is a predicted model, not a curated record. Lineage: Eukaryota; Viridiplantae; Streptophyta; Magnoliopsida; Brassicales; Brassicaceae. Gene Ontology annotation, molecular function: cysteine-type deubiquitinase activity; cysteine-type endopeptidase activity. Gene Ontology annotation, cellular component: nucleus; cytosol. Gene Ontology annotation, biological process: protein deubiquitination. The transcript has 10 exons.